Messenger RNA from Canis lupus familiaris (dog), 2776 nucleotides. It is a transcript of the gene RALA, whose product is annotated as RAS like proto-oncogene A. Gene Ontology annotation, molecular function: GDP binding; GTP binding; GTPase activity. Bases 272 to 892 code for a protein of 206 amino acids. The transcript is spliced from 5 exons. Lineage: Eukaryota; Metazoa; Chordata; Mammalia; Carnivora; Canidae. Gene Ontology annotation, cellular component: plasma membrane. Gene Ontology annotation, biological process: Ras protein signal transduction; regulation of exocytosis. The record is from RefSeq and is a predicted model, not a curated record.
GCGGCGGCUGCUGCAGAGCGGCCAGGAGGAGGGUGGAUCUCCGGAGAGCGGAGCGCCCCGAGUCCUCCUCCUCCUGCUGCUGCUGCUGCUCCCGCUCCUGCCGCCCAGGCUCCGCCGCCGCCCGUCGGACUCGUCCUCCUGCCGCCCGCGGCGGGGAGCCUCCCAGACGACAGGGGCCGAGCUCUGUCCGCCCGAAGCCCGCGGGGCGGCGGACCGGCUUGCGGUGCAGGUUCUUCUUCAUCCUUUGCUGAAAAUCACUCUGUGACACAAGAUGGCUGCAAACAAGCCCAAGGGUCAGAAUUCUUUGGCCUUACACAAAGUCAUCAUGGUGGGCAGUGGUGGUGUGGGCAAGUCCGCACUGACUCUACAGUUCAUGUAUGAUGAGUUUGUGGAGGACUAUGAGCCUACCAAAGCAGACAGCUAUCGGAAGAAGGUAGUGCUGGAUGGGGAGGAAGUACAGAUCGAUAUCUUGGAUACAGCUGGGCAGGAGGAUUAUGCUGCAAUUAGAGACAACUACUUUCGGAGUGGGGAGGGUUUCCUCUGUGUCUUCUCUAUUACAGAAAUGGAAUCCUUUGCAGCCACAGCCGACUUCAGGGAGCAGAUUUUAAGAGUAAAAGAAGAUGAGAAUGUUCCAUUUCUGCUGGUUGGUAACAAAUCAGACUUAGAAGAUAAAAGGCAGGUUUCUGUAGAAGAGGCAAAAACCAGAGCUGACCAGUGGAAUGUUAACUAUGUGGAAACAUCUGCGAAAACCCGAGCUAAUGUUGACAAGGUAUUUUUUGAUUUAAUGAGAGAAAUUCGAGCCAGAAAGAUGGAAGACAGCAAAGAAAAGAAUGGAAAAAAGAAGAGGAAAAGUUUAGCCAAGAGAAUCAGAGAAAGAUGUUGCAUUUUAUAAUCAAAGCCCAAACUCCUUUCUUAUCUUGACCAUACUAAUAAAUAUAAUUUAUAAGCAUUGCCAUCGAAGGCUCAAUUGACUGAAAUUACUUUAACAAUUUGGAAAUUGUUAUGUAUCACUAAAAGCAUGAAUUGGAACUGCACUGAAAGUCAAAUUCACUUAAAAAAGAAAUUAAUGUGGCUUCACCAAGAAGCAAAGUUCAACUUCUUUCAUAAUUGCCUACAUUUAUUGCAGUCCCGAAUGUAGCGUGUGGGCUUGUGUUUUGCGGGCAGUCUUUCUGGAACUGUUAGAGCUGAGACGGGGUGGGGGGAAUGGGAGGAAAGGCUACUUCCUCUGGUUUAUUAUAAAGCUUAAAUUUUAUAUCAUUUUAAAAUGUCUUGGUCUUCUACUGCCUUGAAAAAUGACAAUUGUGAACAUGGUAGUUAAACUGUACCACUUUUUUUAACCAUUGUUAUGCAAAACAUAGAAGAAAAGUUAUUGGCAUGAUUGUUGCAUAUAGUUAAAUUGAGAGUAAUUCAUCUGUGAACCUGCAUUAAUUACCUGGUGAUUAACGUAGAAAAGUGGUGUAAACUUGUACAUGGAAAUUUUUGAAUAUGCCUUAAUUUAGAAACCGAAAAAUACCCGGUGACAUCAUUCUGGGUGUGUCCUCACUGGUGCCGGGGGCCUGUCGCCGCGUGUGUCCUGGUGAGAGAAUGCUUGCUUGGUAUGAAGUACAACUUUUGUAUAGAAGAUUCUUGAAAAAUAACCUGUCUGCUAGGAGUCUGUCCAAAAUUUAAAAUGUGUGCCAUACUCUGGUUCUUGAAAGUAAUGUUCCAGAGCUCCUUGAUUGCUUUUAAUUAACUGUAAGGUAGUGUGAAAUGAAGGGCCAGCAUCUACUUGUAAGAUAAUUUUAGACUGUGAGGAUUCAGCACAGUUCUGUUUCAGUGAGCCCGUUUUUCUUUAAGACGCCGGUCCCUGGAAAUCCCUUCCACAAGUGGUGAGCCUGUGUGAGGUCGUUGGUCUCUCCGGAACGGGGCACACGGAGAACGUCACUAGAGCCGAGGCCCUUUGCACUGGAACACUUGGGGAAAGCCUGGGUGCUUGCCACCUGGCCAUUUCUCAGUGUGCGCUCAGGAGGCUGCAGUUGGGCUCGGGGAGUGCUCGGGAGUCUCUCUGGUCCGCGUUCAUAAUGAAGAACGCCAGAGCACGGUUCCCUAGAGUUAACAGCCGGCGGGCAGCCUGAGUGUAGUGCGGAAAGCACGUGUGGCACACGCAGGCCAGAAGUUAGCUUGUGUCGCUAUUGUGUGGUGUGCCCACUGGGAAAAUUCUAGCAUGCUAUUCGGGGACGUAGUUUCAAUGGGAAAUACACCACUGUCAAGAGGUUUCUUUUCUUCUUCGGACUGGGACUAAGGCAGUUGAUUCAACAAAGUUCGUCUUUCUUUUCGCUCAGUCCUAAUUUCCACAAGUCAAAGGUGUGUUCAGGCAUUCCAGGUAACAGGUGUGUACGUAAAGUUAACAAAAAUAGGCUUUUUAGGAACUCUCAGCUCUUUAGAUAUUACAUCUGACUUGUCAUGUUAAAUAUUUGUCCUUAAAGGGUUUGAGAUGUACAUCUUUCAUUUCGUAUUUUUUCAUAGGCUAUGCCAUGUGCAGAAUUAAAGUUGCCGAUGUAACACUGGCCCGGCGGGCCCAGCGAUCUCCACGUGUACUCAUUGCAGUCUUAUUUAACCAGGGGUCCUAACCACUAACAUUGUGACUUCGCUCUGAGACCUUUCCUCUCCUGGGUACUGAGGUGCUAUGAAGCCAACUGACAAAGAUGCAUCACAUGUCUUAGGCUGAUGCCACUACCCGAUUGGUUUAUUUGCAAUUUGAGCCAUUUAAAGACCAAUAAACUUCCUUUUUUUUAAA